AUGGACGGCGAAACAAGCUUGCUCACCAAGACCAAGGGGGGAACACCGGGUUACAUGAACCAGGCCCAGACCAAGGGCAAGUAUGGCACGGCCAACGACGUGUAUCCCUUGGGCGUCAUCAUCAGUGAGAUGCUGACCGGGCUCAACUCGCUCCUCACAGCAGACGAGUGCGUGCGCGCCUUGCAGCUGGCUGAUCAAGACGCGGCAACGUGGCCGGCCGGCCGACACAGCGGCUCCUAUAUGGACGACGGGGAUGAGGCCAAGAUUUACUUGUGGAUGGAGUACGGCAUGCGUGUGCCGCUGGCCACUGUGAUCCAGUUCAUCCUGCGGAAGCACCAACACGUGCCCAAGGCGCUGUGGCACCCUGCAUGGUUCACCGGUCAAGACACCGCCGAGAUUGCGGCUGCUGAGAGCGCGGGGGAGGUGCUGCACGCGCAGGUCUGCCUGUGCUUUGACAUCAAGGAGCUAGGGCGGUCGAAGCUGCCGGCGGUGCUCGGCGCGAUGCGCCCUGCAGUAGUGGCUGCUCUGAAGCAUGGCUGA
Monoraphidium neglectum is the source of this 540-nucleotide messenger RNA. RefSeq lists its product as hypothetical. Lineage: Eukaryota; Viridiplantae; Chlorophyta; Chlorophyceae; Sphaeropleales; Selenastraceae. The record is from RefSeq and is a predicted model, not a curated record. The transcript has 2 exons. The coding region runs from base 1 to 540 and encodes 179 amino acids.